Styela clava is the source of this 1241-nucleotide messenger RNA. RefSeq lists its product as uncharacterized. NCBI's taxonomy places the organism in Eukaryota, Metazoa, Chordata, Ascidiacea, Stolidobranchia, Styelidae. The record is from RefSeq and is a predicted model, not a curated record.
GCAGGCAAAUAUUACCUUUUACAUAAGACAGGGGUUGUGCAAUAUACGUACUCAGUGGUAUGCCUAAGCUGAUAUAUUGCAAGUGUUCUUGGCCUUUUCAACGAGAAUUAGGAUGCAGUUAUGUUUUGUCAGGGUGACUGUAAGAUCAGCUUGAGAAAGUUGUUAUAUGAUAUCAAUAUUGAAAAUUACCUUAUUUGAUAUUCAUUAUAUAAUAUGCAUAUUAUAUUAGACAGAGACUAUUAUAUUAUUGGUUUUAUCGCAAUUUUAGCAAUUUUUUAUUCAUCUACUUUAUAUUAAAUCAAUAUCUAUAUUAUGGCGUCAAUAACAAAUCUCACUUACAAAAUUCUAAGCGUCAAACAUUUAUGCGCUGUCAGGAAUUUGAUCGAAGAACAUUUCACAUCUACAUUCUCAUUGGGAGUAUAUUUAAAUUGGACUAAAGAAGACUUGAUUCCUACAUAUUAUUCCCUGAUAGAGUCUUUCUUAGGGCAAGGAAACUCACUCGGGGCAUUUAGCGAUAAAGAUGCUGAAUUAUGUGGAGUUGUCAUCAAUGUGAAACACGACGAUAAUGAAAGGAUAAAAUAUGAUAAAGCACUACAUAUCAGUGAAAAGACAACUACUAUACAUCGGCUCAUGGUGGCAAUCGGAGGAAAUGAAUUAUCUGAUAUUCUUGGAACCAAACAAUUUUGGGAGAUGAAAAUGGGAACUGUGCAUCCAAGGUACAGAAGGAAAGGACUAAUGCCUGAACUUAUUAAAAGAUCUACAGUUCUUGCCAAACAAAGGGGAAUUGAGAAACUUGUACGAUUUCAAACAUAUAAUAAAGCUCUGAAAGAACCUUCGAAAAUGGACGGAUUUGAAGUAAUCAGACACAUUGAAUUGAAAAACUAUCUUGACCCCGUCACAGGGCAAAAAGUGUUUUCGGGAAUGAAACCACCAAAUGACGUGCAACUUAUAAUCGCUAAAACGUUGACUUAGUGACAUCCUGGGCCUCUGUAUACUGUAUGAAGAACGGCAUAUGCCAACUCAUGGUUUUGACCAUGUGACUCAAUGAUAAAUUGGAAAAUAAACCUAUUUUUCGUAUUCCAGUCAAAAAGUCAACAUUGCGCAUGGUUUAUACUAACUGCUGAAUUUCGAUGGUUCAUAAUAAAUUCAAGACCGGCCCAUGGUCGAAUAUUCUCGAAAAUAUUUGGUGUGAGAUACGCAGAUAGGUUAUUCUGUAAAUUUAAUUACACUUUUUCUAAGAA